Lineus longissimus is the source of this 2765-nucleotide messenger RNA. Its product is annotated as minor histocompatibility antigen H13-like. Gene Ontology annotation, molecular function: aspartic endopeptidase activity, intramembrane cleaving. Gene Ontology annotation, cellular component: membrane; lumenal side of endoplasmic reticulum membrane; cytoplasmic side of endoplasmic reticulum membrane. Lineage: Eukaryota; Metazoa; Nemertea; Pilidiophora; Heteronemertea; Lineidae. The record is from RefSeq and is a predicted model, not a curated record. The transcript has 11 exons. Gene Ontology annotation, biological process: membrane protein proteolysis. Bases 26 to 1162 code for a protein of 378 amino acids.
CCGGAAGUACCGGCAAAUCGUCAACAUGGCAGACGUGGUCAAAGAAACUGUUGAAAAACUGAACGAAACUUUGAACGAAACAGCUAAGAAUGCCACCAAAAAGAUACCGGCUACACCAGAAGGGAUGGCCAUGGCAUAUGGCAGUUUGUUUAUCAUGGCGUUGAUACCGAUUUUCUUCGGAUCCUUUAGAUCUGUGAAGUUCCACAAAGCGCAGAAGGAAUCCGGUGAGGCAACUGAAACUAUGACACACAAAGAUGCUGCGAUGUUUCCAAUCAUAGCCAGCUGUUUUCUUUUUGGUCUCUACAUCUUCUUCCAGAUCUUUUCUAAAGAACACAUCAAUCUCCUUUUGACUGGUUACUUUUUCUUCUUGGGAAUUCUAGCUCUGGCACACAUUUUAAGUCCUGUGGUGAGAGGCUUGAUACCUGAAGCCUUCCCUAACAUGCCCUAUCACCUUAUCUUCACUCAGGGCAAGGGAAAAGAUAAAGAAAGUAUGGUUGACUAUGAAUUUGAUAGGAAGGACUGUGUUAGUUUGGUGCUGUGUAGUAUUAUAGGAGUCUGGUAUCUUUGGAAGAAGCACUGGAUAGCGAACAACCUGUUUGGGUUAGCAUUUGCCCUGAAUGGCGUUGAAUUCCUUCAGCUGAAUACAGUCAGUACUGGAUGUAUCCUACUCGGAGGACUCUUCUUCUAUGACAUUUUCUGGGUGUUUGGGACCAAUGUAAUGGUGACAGUUGCCAAAUCAUUUGAAGCACCAAUCAAAUUGGUAUUUCCCCAAGAUCUUCUCGAGAAGGGCUUUGGUGCUGAAAACUUUGCUAUGUUGGGUCUUGGUGAUAUUGUCAUCCCUGGCAUCUUCAUUGCACUUCUCCUUAGACUGGAUGUCAGUUUGAAGAAAGAUAGUAAAACAUAUUUUUACGCUAGUUUUAUUGCGUAUAUCCUCGGUCUUGGGCUGACCAUGCUUGUCAUGCAUGUGUUCAAACAUGCUCAGCCUGCUCUGCUGUACUUGGUUCCGUGCUGUACCGGUAUCCCAAUCUUAGUUGGUUUGGCCAGAGGUGAAAUCAAGGAAAUGUUCAGUUACCAAGACAAUCCACCAGAGGAGGAAGGAUCCGGGGACGACAAGGACAAAGAGGGCAAAGGAGAGAAGAAAGAAGUGAAAAAGGAGAAGUAGACUCUGAUGAAUCAUAUAAUAUUUAUGAAGUGAAGGCUCUUUUUAUAGAUUUUUUCAACAUCUUCUUUACUUGUAUGUGAAUUCUGUUUUGGGAGACAUGAGGAAGUUCUUUAAAAAGGUUCUUCUGUUUUCAUCACUUGGGAAGCUUGUGAGGCUGUUCUGUUAUUAUCGUACAUGUCAUCAGAAGUUAAAUUUGGUCUUGAUGUUUGCUAUGUAAUGUAUAGUGGCUAUUUCGUGAGGUCUGAUUCUACACUUUGGUUAGCAAUGUUUUCUGGCCGAAAACGAUCCUCAUUGGUCAGUGGUUGCUUGAUUUAAAAAAUGCUCACUGUUGGGAGCAAAUCUCAAAGACAAGAAGGAAGAUGUCAGUAGCUUUAUGGUGCGGUUUAUGUUUUACCCCCAAAAAGGUGAUGGAGUAUUUUAUGUCAUCAUGCAUGUAUGUGUUCAUGGUCAUCUCGGCUACAUGUGCAUGUAGUUUUUAGCCCUCGGCCACUGGCAUUGUUUAUUCAAAUGCUUGAAUUGGAAAAUUAACGGGACACGAUGGAUGGUAUCAGGGCAGAGGCACCAUCUGCAUUUAACACUGUGCAAUUGCAGAGUCGGCAAACAUAAUUGGCCAACUGCAGGAGGGGAGAGUUCUUAUUGAGUGAAUCAUGUUUCCAGCGUUCUACUCUGAUAAUAUCAGUUUAAGUGUAAUCAUAACUAUAGACAUGAUAGACCAUACACCCAGGAAUUCGGUUCCAACCUUUAUCCGUAAGGGGGUGAGUAUUGGUCAAUACUUUCAGACUCCCUCCCGAUAGCUGGUGGAUCAGCGGCAUGAGGGACUAGUGCUUCAAUUUGAGUCUUGACAGUUAUUGCUUUCGACUGGUAAAUUUUGUAAAUGAAUCCAAGUGAAUACAAGUUUCAAGAAUUUGUGUACAUUGUUCUCAAAGAAGUUAGAGAUCUUCACCCUGGGUUGUGCAGUAUAUGUAACUGUACAGCUUGACUCUCAGGCAUGUCUAUUUUGGUAAACAAUCAGAUGAUAUUCUAGUGCUUGUACAUGAAGUACAUGACUAACAUGUUCUGUCGUUAGGCUCAUGCCUAAUUCUAAUAAACGUACAUUGUUGUGACUGUUGUCCAGUCGGGGGGUAUGUUAGUUGUAGAUGUUUCAUAAUGAUCAGGUGGUAAACCCAAAUGUCCAGUGCAUACAUAACAGUUUGAAAGAAUGUAUGCUUUCUCACUAGACAAUGUGUAUUGUGCGUUGAAGGCUUAAAGGGACAAGUAGGGCAUGUUGGUAUUCUGUUUUCAUGUGAAAACAGGAUCACUAAAAAUCAUUAUUAUAAAACAGCAAUAAGCAUUUCACUAAAAUAGAAUGUAACCCUCCGUCUACCUGAAAUUUGUAACUUAUCCAAAACCGCCUCACGGCACAGGCAAUAAGUGUUAUAGAGAAUAUGAUCAGCUUUUAGUGUGGCGCUUCAUGGCAUUGAGUGGGGACUUCAUCCUCCUUGCCUCCUAAAUCCCAUGCCCCAGUUGUCCCUUUAAGAGCCACAUCAAGUGGAGUAUGUCCAUUGGUUCAGAGAUGUAUGUAUUUUUGUUGAUGUAUCUGAAGAAUAAAGUGGUAUGGCCUCAA